Ilex paraguariensis (yerba mate) is the source of this 1108-nucleotide messenger RNA. Lineage: Eukaryota; Viridiplantae; Streptophyta; Magnoliopsida; Aquifoliales; Aquifoliaceae. The record is from the annotation of a GenBank genome assembly.
GUAAAAAGCUCCCGAACUCUCUACAGCGAAAGUGCACUCCAUAAAACACACGCAAAUAUGUGGAGAAAAGCCCUAGUAAGCGUCGGUGGUGCACUGCAACCAUGCCGCGUGACGGCUUUCCGACGGUCCUCCAGCGUCUCCACCGCCGUGAACUCCAUGUUGCUCCGCUCCCUCAAAGAACACUAUCUCGAAAUCUCCAAAAUGACUCCACCUCCGAAGGUGAGCCCACCUCAACCAUUUACAGUGGUGAAAGGGGCGCUUGAUAGUGCUACUCCUGUUUUAAAACGGACCUAUGGUGAUGAGGUGAUUAGUAUUUAUGUAAUGCGGUUGGCUAACAUUAUUCCCAGUGGCGGUGGGGAUGACGAUGAUGAUGAUGGAAUUAAUCAGUUGUUUGUUCAUGUGGAUAUCUCAAAGCCUGGACAGAAGGAUUCUUUGCAUUUUCUUUGUGGACUGUAUCCAGAUGCAUUGGGAAUUCACUCAGUUUCGAUGAGGCCAAAGCUUGAGACUUCAGGAUUUCUUGUGGUUCCGACGAAAUACAAUGGCCCUGUUUUCCAAGAUCUUGAUGGGAAAAUGAGAGAUGCACUUCAUGGUUACAUUGAAGAGCGAGGUAUUAAUGAGAGCCUCUUUCCAUUUCUUCAAGCUUGGCUUUAUGUGAAGGAUCACCGGCAUCUUAUGGGUUGGUUCAAAUCAGUCGGUACAUUCAUUAAUGAGAGAAAGCAAGAAGCUUCACUUGCUUAAUGUUUUGUCACGCUAGUUUUUCUGAAAUUUUUCUAUGUGAGCCAGCAUGGGAGAUUGCUCCCAAGUUAGUCCUCUAUAUACAAAUGCAAUGUGGUUGGCUGGUAAGUGUAGGUAAUGUUUUUGUUGUGGCAGUUUUUCAAGGCCAUCUGCAUCUCCCAAUGUUUGAGUUUUAAGUAUCGUACCAGUUCAUUAGUUCUAUUUUAUGUUUAGUCAUUUGAAGUUCUUGUAUUGUACAUCUCCACACGGUCUCCGUAGUUUUUCAAGGCCAUCUGCGUCUCCCAAUAAUGCUUGCUGCAUAUAUAGUACUCAUACAUUUCUACCUAUUGGCAGGGACAGAGCAGGAAUAUAUUUCUAGGAGGGCUCUUUCAAU